This is a messenger RNA of Zootoca vivipara (common lizard), 7579 nucleotides long. RefSeq names its product attractin (gene ATRN). Gene Ontology annotation, molecular function: protein binding. The record is from RefSeq and is a predicted model, not a curated record. NCBI's taxonomy places the organism in Eukaryota, Metazoa, Chordata, Lepidosauria, Squamata, Lacertidae. Gene Ontology annotation, cellular component: Golgi apparatus.
CCCCUCUCAUCAGGGGCUCAGCUCGGCGCCGACGUCAUCGGGAGCGGACACCGGCGGGAGGGGGCGCGCGCGUGCGACGCUCCGUCGCCUCUUCCCCCUCCUCCUCAGAACGGUUGUGUGAGGAGGAGAGCGAGCGCAAGGCCGGCCGCCGACGCGCUAAGGUUGAUCCUCGCGGGCUUCCGUCGCUCCAGGGAGGAGGAGGAGGCCGCUUCGCAGCAGCAGCCGCCGCAGCCCUCGCCGGCCACCGUCCGCCCGCGCGAAGCUUCUCGGAGGAGCGUCUCUCCGCUGCUGCUGCUGCCCGCCCCCUCCCCGGGCUUCGUUCUCCUCAUUCCCUUUCCCCUCAGGCGAUGGAGCGGCGGGGCCGCAGGCGGCGCGGCCUCCUCGCCUUCGCCCCAGCCUGGCUGGCCGCCGUCCUGCUCCUCCUGCUGGGUCCGGCGGCGACGACCGGAGCCGGGAUUGGAGCCGGAGCCGGAGCGGCCGCCGAGGCGAAGGAGUGCGACAAGCCGUGCGCCAACGGAGGGCGCUGCCAGCCCAGCACCGGCCAGUGCGAGUGCCCGCCGGGAUGGGUCGGCGACCAGUGCCAGCACUGCGGGGGCCGCUUCCGGCUUACUGGAAGUUCGGGGUAUGUAACAGAUGGACCUGGAAACUAUAAAUACAAAACGAAAUGCACAUGGCUUAUUGUGGGAAGGCCGAACUCGAUCCUUAGGCUCCGUUUUAAUCAUUUUGCGACGGAAUGCAGCUGGGACCACUUGUACGUAUAUGAUGGGGAUUCAAUUUACGCUCCAUUACUGGCUGCUUUUAGUGGCCUGAUCGUUCCUGAGAGGGAGAGCAACGAGACGGUCCCAGAAGUUGUAGCCACCUCUGGUUAUGCUCUCCUCCAUUUCUUCAGCGAUGCGGCAUAUAACUUGACAGGAUUUAACAUCACCUACAACUUUGAUGUGUGCCCUCAUAACUGCUCUGGCAGAGGGGAGUGCAGGGCCACCAACAGCAGCAAAGUGGUUGAAUGUGAGUGUUCAGAACAUUGGAAAGGAGAAGCCUGUGACAUUCCAUUCUGCCCAGACGACUGUGGCUCCCCAGAGAGAGGGCUGUGCAAUGUGAAUGGUACCCAAGGAUGCGUUUGCAACUCAGGCUGGCAAGGUACAGACUGCUCAGUGCCUGUUCCCGCAAACCAGUCGUUCUGGACUCAGGAGGAAUUCUACACCCCCAAACUUCCUAGAGCGUCUCAUAAAGCCGUAGUCCAAGAUGAUGUCAUGUGGGUAGUUGGUGGUUACAUGUUCAACCACACGGAUGCUCAAAUGGUUUUGGCGUAUAAUCUUCUUUCCGGAGAAUGGCUGCCCCUGAACAGCAGCGUGAAUGCAGUUGUGAUCAGAUAUGGGCAUUCCCUGGACAUACACGAAAAUAAAAUCUACAUGUAUGGAGGCAAGAUAGAUGAAUCUGGAAAUGUGACCAGUGAGCUCUGGGUGUUUCAUAUUGCAAACCAGUCCUGGGUUCACGUGACCCCAAAGACCAAGGAGCAAUACGCUGUCGUUGGCCACUCAGCCCACAUUGUCACGCGGGACGACGGCACGGUUGUGAUGCUGGUCAUCUUUGGGCAUUGCCCUCUUUAUGGAUACAUCAGCAACGUGCAGGAAUACAACCUGGCCACAAAUACAUGGAAUAUUUUGCAAACAACGGGAGCCUUAGUUCAAGGAGGCUAUGGCCACAGCAGCGUGUAUGAUCCAAACACCAAGUCCAUCUACGCUCACGGAGGUUACAAGGCGUUCAGUGCCAACAAGUACAGACUAACAGACGAUUUGUACCAGUAUGAAGUCAAUAAGGGCAGGUGGACAAUUCUCAGAGACAGCAAGUUCUCCCGGUACCUGCAUUCUGCUGUGAUCAUUAGUGGGACCAUGCUGGUGUUUGGAGGAAACACCCACAAUGACACUUCUAUGAGCCAUGGGGCCAAGUGCUUUUCUUCAGAUUUCAUGGCCUAUGAUCUAGCUUGCGAUUGUUGGUCCGUGCUCCCUCAACCUGACCUCCCUCACGACGUCAACAGAUUUGGACACUCUGCUGUGCUGAGCAACAACAAUAUGUAUAUAUUUGGAGGUUUUAACAGCCUGCUGUUGAGCGACAUUGUGAAAUACACACCGGAAAGCUGCGAAGCCUACAGCAAUGCAACUUCUUGCUCGGGGGCAGGCCCUGGGCUCCGAUGUGUGUGGAACAGCUCCACCCUCCAGUGCCUCCCGUGGGAACUGGCCACAGAGCAGCAAGAGCAAAAAGUUGCCGAGGAAUGCCCUUGCUGGACAGCUGGGGACCAUGACAAAUGCGACCAGAUAACAGACUGCUACAGCUGCACGUCCAACACAAACCGGUGCCAUUGGUGCACCGACCAGUGUGUGUCGAGGAACAGCAACUGCUCAGAAGACCAGACUCCCAUUGCUGCGUUUGAAAAUUGCCCCAAGGAUAACCCUGCAUUUUACUGUAACAAGAAGACGAGCUGUAAGAGCUGCAGCCUGGAUCAGAACUGUCAGUGGGAAGGUCGGAAUCAAGAAUGCAUUGCUUUGCCUGAGAACAUCUGUGGGGCCACCUGGCACUUGGUGGGCAACUCUUGCCUGAGAGUCACACAUACGAAAGAUAGCUAUGACAAUGCGAAGUUGUACUGCCGGAGCCACAAUGCUGCUCUGGCGUCACUCACUACCCAGAAGAAGGUGGAUUUCCUUCUUAAAGAACUCCAGAAAACACAGUCAUCGCCAAAAGCCCUGACACCCUGGGUUGGGCUGCGGAAGAUCAACAUAUCGUACUGGUGCUGGGAAGACAUGUCUCCCUUCACAAACACCUCGCUCCAUUGGCUGCCUGGGGAGCCGAGCGACAUUGGGUUCUGCAGCUACUUGGCCGUGCCAAACAACCAAGGGCUGAAAGCAGCAACAUGCAUCAACCAAGUCAAUGGCAGUGUCUGCGAAAGGCCUGCCAACCACAGUGCCAAGCAGUGCCGUACCCCCUGUGGCUUGAGAACGGUGUGCAGCGAAUGUACCAGCAGCAACUCUGAGUGUAUGUGGUGCAGCAACAAGAAACAGUGUGUGGACUCCAGUGCUUAUGUGGCCUCUUUCCCUUAUGGCCAGUGCAUGGAGUGGCAUACCGUGAGCAGCUGUCCACCUGAAAACUGUUCUGGCUACUUCACUUGUGGGCACUGUUUGGAGCAGCCUGGCUGUGGCUGGUGUACGGAUCCCAGUAAUACAGGCAAGGGAAAGUGCACUGAAGGCUCUUCCAGAGGUCCAGUAAAGAUGCCACCUUCACCUCCACCAGCAACAGGAAAACCCUACCUAGAGCCUGUCCUUGAUGUUAGCAUGUGCCUGGCUGAGAACAAAUACAACUGGUCCUUUAUUCACUGUCCAGCCUGCCAGUGUAACGGGCACAGUAGAUGUGUCAACGAGAGCAUCUGCGAGAGGUGUGAGAACCUGACGACUGGCAAGCACUGUGAAACCUGCAUCUCCGGUUACUAUGGAGACCCCACAAAUGGAGGCACCUGUCAACCUUGCAAGUGCAAUGGCCAUGCUUCUAUCUGCAACGCAAACACAGGGAAGUGUUUUUGCACCACAAAAGGAAUCAAAGGAGAGGAGUGUCAGCUGUGUGAGGUCGAAAACCGAUACCAAGGCAAUCCUCUCAAAGGAACGUGCUACUACACUCUCCUCAUCGACUAUCAGUUCACCUUCAGCCUUUCGCAAGAAGAUGAUCGUUAUUACACGGCAAUCAAUUUCGUAGCGACGCCCGAAGAGCAAAACAGAGACCUGGACAUGUUUAUCAAUGCUUCUAAAAACUUCAACCUCAACAUCACGUGGUCAACGAGUUUUGCAGCUGGCACCCAGGCAGGGGAGGAGAUUCCGGUGGUUUCAAAGAGCCAAAUCAAGGAGUACAAGGACAGCUUCUCCAAUGAGAAGUUUGACUUCCGCAACAAUCCCAACAUCACUUUCUUUGUCUACGUGAGCAACUUCACCUGGCCAAUAAAGAUACAGAUUGCAUUUUCACAGCACAGUAACUUUAUGGACCUGGUACAGUUCUUUGUCACCUUUUUCAGCUGUUUCUUGUCUCUGCUCCUUGUUGCUGCUGUGGUUUGGAAGAUUAAGCAGAGCUGCUGGGCAUCACGGCGGAGAGAGCAACUGCUCCGAGAGAUGCAACAGAUGGCCAGUCGCCCCUUUGCGUCCAUCAACGUUGCCUUAGAAACGGACGAGGAGCCACCCGACCUCAUUGGAGGCAGUGUAAAGACUGUCCCCAAACCCAUAGCGUUGGAGCCCUGUUUUGGCAACAAAGCUGCUGUUCUUUCGGUAUUUGUGAGGUUGCCACGAGGCCUGGGAGGUAUCCCCCCACCAGGGCAAUCAGGUCUUGCAGUAGCUAGUGCUUUGGUGGACAUUUCACAACAAAUGCCUAUUGCCUACAAAGAGAAGUCAGGAGCGGUACGAAGUCGCAAACAGCAGCCUCCAGCCCAGCCCGGGACCUGUAUUUGAUGCAUGGACAUCUGAACUGCCUCUUUAGGGUUUUAAACACAAGGGAUUACCUGGGAGGAGGACAGAGGUGUUUUUUUCUGCAAGGUUUGUGUCGCAAAAGUACACCUCGAAGCACCGGGCGCAAUGUUUCUGGGGAGCAUCCAGCCCUUCCUGUUGGCGUUGUCUUAGUUGGCCUUGUUUUGACAUCCACUCCGUCUUAGAUUUGCCGAUCCCAUCGUGCCCACCUGGCUCCCACGUUUUUACAUCUCCCUCCCCUGUCCAGCUAAAGGCCGUUGGCUGUGAGUCCAUUAUCCGUCCGCCUCUUCUACCACUGAAGGUUGGCAGUAGGGAAAAGCCACGGGAAGACAAAGAACACUUGGCUUUUUGUAUGUGGAAAGCGCUUUGUGGUAUUUGAGUCUCUCUUCCCCCCCCCCCAACCCCUUCCUUGGUUGUACAAGAAAAGCUGCAGCACUUACAGAUAAUUUUCUGCCCUCGGCAGUUAAACCCCCAGGAUUUAAGGAGAAGCUAACUCAAUUUCCUCCAGGAACCCAGUGUUGUAAAAAAUUCUAUUUAUUUCUCUCUUAUUUAGAGCUCUGUUCCAAAUACAAUGCGUUCAUUGGGGCUGGGGUUAUGUUUGCCGCUUUAUUUUCAUCCACCUGACUGUAUUAAAUUGAGGGAUGCUGUUGAGUAUGGCUGGGUGCUACGCAGUGCAGCACAUUGCCUGGAAAAAACCCUCCCUUUUCUGGGAAGAUUAAUGUUUUUCACGUGGAUCAAUGUGGCAGAUCUGUGUGCAAGUGUUCCCAAGGUUUUAAAUAGAACCAAGGAAGCAAAGGGGGAUUUAGCAUAGCUGGCCUCUUGCGUAACUACAUUCCUCAGUUACCCUGGGCAAUCCGUGGCCUUUUCCGCACUGUACCCAGUUAACGGGUGUGGAGCAUAAAGACACUAACCUGUUUCGGGCUGAUGGAGCCGGGGUGGUUGUUGGGGGGCCGGGUGGGGUGGGGGGCUGGAAUGCUUCCUCUUUAUUGUCAUUUCGCAUCGUGCAUCUGCUUCCAUUCAAGGCAGAUGUCGCAUUGAUGCUUCCUCUUUGGGGGGCACCCCUCUCCCACACCCCUUUUUAUUUGACCUCACUUGAGAACGAACGUGGGGAAAACCACUUUCUGCAUUACAGUGGGUGUGCUCUGAAGAGUCAUCCCUUCUGUUUGAACGGCUUGCAUUGCUCGCUCCUCCUCCCCGACCCCCAGUACCUAUCAAUAAUCCUGCACACUGGGCAAGUGUACCCCUGCUUGGUGCAAGGUUAGGGUCUGAAUUACUCUGAAGCAUCCCUUUGCCAAUCUGGCGCCCUCCAGAUGUUUGGGACUACAACUCCCAUCACGCUGUCCUGGCUGGGGCUGUUGAAAGUUGUAGUCCCAAGCAUCUGGAGGGCGCCAGGUUGGCAAAAGGUGCCCCAAGGAGAGGCUGGGAGACCUGAGUGUGGCACUGGGUGGCACCCUUUGAGUGCCUUCUCAAGAAGUCGAGGUGCAGCUUCUCGGUGGCAGCUGCCUCUUGGUUGGCCCAGGGGCUGGACUGCCAUUGCAGAUUGAGAGCCACUUACAUUGCUCUGGCCUUGAUAAAUCCUGGGCAGUUAUCUGGGUUGCCCGUUGUACAUUCUGCGGAAAUCAGCAGAAACAUGGGGCUUUAUUAGCUUGGCAGCCAGAGAAGCAAGAAGUGUUGGCUUUGGCACUGAGGUCUCUCCAAAUCGAGCAGGCAUUGCAGAGUCGACAUGGGUUCGAAGUUGCUAUAACUCAGGUUUUCACUUGCUCUUAACCCCUAUUGCGUUCCCUCUGAAGAUCACUUGCAUGUGUGUUCAGAAGAGAGCAACCGGGCUUCCAAAAGGAGGGCGGGGAUAGUCAGGGCACCAUCCCAUUUUGCCCAAACUGUGUCCCACUUGCAAUGGAACCAUUGGCGUCCGCUUGACGGUGCAUGCCAUCCCAGCCCUUGGAAGGGGGUUGUGGGAGCCAGUCCAUUAGUCAUGGCAAGAGUCGCGAUGCAAUUGUACUUUUGCCGCUGAUGGAGAGCGUUCCCGUUGCCUCGCCUAUAGCAAAGGCCCCCCAUCCCUGCAGCAUUGCUUCCACUCCAGCAGCCGGGAGCCCGCGCUGACUGGAGAAACCCUUGUGCCACCCGGUCAUCUCAUCUAGGCACAAGGCACUGCUGGAUCAAGGCUGCUGUAGCCGAGGAGGAGGAGGAGGCUAGGUUUGGCCCUUAAGUGUGGCUGCUGCUCCCAAUAGCAUCCCUUCCCCCCUCUACUCCCUUUUCCUCUCUUGAAUGCAGUAAUGUAUUACAGCUGUACUUUGAGCGGACUCAUGGGGACGGGGGGGGGGGAGUGGAGAUGAGAAAGACAACGAUCCAGACUCCUUGGAGGUGCAUGCAUGCGCAUUGCGCUACUGGAAUUAGCAGCUCAUUUGCAUCUCGCAAUGAACGAACGGUGAGCGACCAAAGCUUUCUUGUUCUGGACUUUCCGGCCAGAAAUGUUGUCGUUGUGCAUAUUAAUGAACCUCUACUUCUUGAACCCUACAGAACUGGAACAAACGUACAAUUAAAAUAGCAUCUCUCUCCCCCUCCCUCCCCAAUUUGGUUUGUUGAAGCUGCACUUGAAUUGACUUGUCCUUGGGGAGAAGUGGAAGGUGGCAAAUUACCUCUCAAAGUCCAUUUUUGCGACAUUAAGGAGCGUGCCAGGUUGGGGGAGGCUGUGUGCGGUAGAAAAGAGCCUGAAUCUGCCAUUGCAAAGGGGUUGACAAGAGUCCGGGAUGAACCAAGAUCCAUUGCCCACUUCCUGCUAAGCACCCUUCUCCUGGAUCUUCCAGUUAGGAUCACAGAUCUGAAGAUCUGGGAGUGGAGGAGCUGUUCCCAUUCAGUUUGCUCCAGUAUUAUACUGCCAGUGUCGCUUCCGUUGGGACACUGAGGAGUUAGGGGAGUGGCGCUAGCAAAGUUCUCUCCCACCACCACCACUCAAGCAGAACUGGGAAUUCCAAUCCCCAAACAGAGCUGCACCACGAAAAUCACGGAAAGCCUGCAGAGUUAAUCCAACCACUGUGGACUGCAAUGCUCCCAAAAUACGAAAGUAAAAUUAUUUGCCAAAAAAAAAA